UUCCCGCAGGACGCAACGAUUUUGGUUUAAGUGUUCGUGAAAGUUUAUUGUGCCGAUUGAUUUAAAAGUACAGGGAGAGCAAUAUUUCUUCCAUUUCUUCUAUAAAAAUUAAAAAAAAUAUGGAGGAUGCCAACAAAAUUUUAGAUUAAUCAACAUGUAUGAAUACGUACAGUUUCAAUUUUGAACAAUGAAUUAUAUGGAUGUUCAUGCCGUGGAGUCACAACUGAUGGAUAUAACAGCGACACCGGUGCAACUAGCUGUAAGGCAUUCUGCGGGGUUUCCAAACAUUAGUUUUGCAAAACAACAGCAGUUACAAAAUGUAUGUCAGUUAUCUGCAUCAACAUCAAGAGUUCCAAAUAUUGCCACGAAUAAGUCAGCCUACGACAGUAACACCAGCGUCUCGAAAUAUUCUCAGCUGUUAAUGAUAUUGGAAGAGAUGGCACGUGAUAUUCGUCCUACGUAUUCUGGUAGUCGUAGUUCUACAGAGCGUCUAAAACGCGGCAUUGUCAAUGCAAGGCUUUUAGUUCGUGAAUGUUUAUUAGAGGCUGAAAAGUCGGCCAGGCAGUAAUAAUAUCCUUUUUCCUAGAUCGCCGAUAAAAUUUAACGGAAGUAUGCAUUAGUAUACUACAAAAAUGUGAUAUUCAGAUGAAUAAAUGAUGU
This is a messenger RNA of Sabethes cyaneus, 660 nucleotides long. Its product is annotated as cyclin-dependent kinase 2-associated protein 1-like. Gene Ontology annotation, cellular component: cytoplasm; nucleus. The coding region runs from base 188 to 568 and encodes 126 amino acids. The transcript has 2 exons. The record is from RefSeq and is a predicted model, not a curated record. NCBI's taxonomy places the organism in Eukaryota, Metazoa, Arthropoda, Insecta, Diptera, Culicidae.